This is a messenger RNA of Rodentolepis nana, 1467 nucleotides long. Lineage: Eukaryota; Metazoa; Platyhelminthes; Cestoda; Cyclophyllidea; Hymenolepididae. The record is from the annotation of a GenBank genome assembly.
AGGGAUUUGCCCACACUUCCCGCGCUUCAUGUAGCCUGUUGGAGAGGAUCUUCCAAAACGCUGAAAAUCUUAUUGAAAGCUGGAGCGAAAGUACACUAUAAGGAUGGACGUUUUCAAACAGCACUACACGUGGCAGUUUUUUGUGGAUUUUCCAAAGGUAUCAAAGUCCUCCUGCAAAGUGGAUGCCCAGCUGAUCUAGAGAAUCAUUUAGGUUACACGCCGUUAUUAUAUGCGACAAUUCUAAACUUCAGCUCCAUUGCUCGUUUCAUCGUGGAAUACGAUAUAGCUUCAGUAUAUCACGUUAAUGAGCACGAGUUUUCGCCUCUUUUAAUGGCUUUGGAAACACGACACCUUGAUUUGGCAAUGUUUUAUAUUAAAGCUGGUGGAUCAUUACUUGACAGAUCAUAUGAGCUCAAUAUGGCUGUCUAUUUGGCUCUCAACAAUGGUUACGUUGAGGUGAUGGAGGCUCUUCUAGUACAUGGAGCAAAUGCCGUUUCUAAGUACAAACUGCAUUAUGCCGUGAAACCGGACACUCCGAAGAGGCCAAAUUAUGUUGAAAAUGUGGCACUAUUGGCAUCUUGGUGUGUGGAUCCUACCAUUUUUAUUGAUAAUUCCUCUGUUGGUUCUGAUAACCCACCCCAACUUCAAGAGGAAGAAAUUCGUGUCAUUGAGGCUGCAGAUAAGUCGACGGAUGGUCCUCUUAAAGUUCUAGCUAUCAACAGACAGGUACAGCCAGUCUACUUCAAGAACUUGAAUGCAACUCGUAUAGCUAAACAGUUCACAAAUUCGCUGGAAUCACCUAACAAACAACCGCUUGUAGUUGCAUUUAAAAACAUCAUUGACGAGGCCUUACGCCCAUGUUGUGAUAAUUGGAACGAAAAUUUUUAUCAGGCUAGGACGGAUUUCCAGCGGGUGUGUAUUCUCCUUCAAUCAAUCGAAUCGUCAGUUAGUGGAAGAAAACAGGGAGUUAAUAAACUUGGACUGGAUGUAAUAGAAGAGGAAGUGAUUCAAGUAAAUGGGAAAUCGGACGAAGUAUCACGACGAUAUCUCUCAUAUGGGAAACUGGCUAUGCUAGAGGAGAACCUUGAAACAGGCCUCAAUGUACUAACUAAAGCUGUCUUUUAUGCCUCCUCGUCUAAACAAUUAUCAGAAGCUCUCGCCCAAAGGUGCCAACUACUGCAUGAGAUUCAACUUUUCGAUGAAGCCAUUGAAGAUGGAUUAAUGGCCUUGAAGCCACCAAGUGUAAACGAAGUCGAGGAGAAGAUGUCCAUAAACGAUUCUGAGUCCUCUGGUGCCUCUGAGUUUGAUAGAAGAAAUGUCGUAAACUCGAAACUUCUAUCUGCUCCAAAUGGUAUUGUGAGGUUAAAGGACACAGGUUGUGCCAAAACAGGUUUUGCUAUGGAAGUAACACGAAAUGUGUCCGCAGGCCAGCCCCUGGAGAGUACAAAUACUACCUUUUUUCUCUGA